This is a messenger RNA of Ilex paraguariensis (yerba mate), 1845 nucleotides long. NCBI's taxonomy places the organism in Eukaryota, Viridiplantae, Streptophyta, Magnoliopsida, Aquifoliales, Aquifoliaceae. The record is from the annotation of a GenBank genome assembly.
GUCUCCCAAAAGCAAACUACAAAACAAACCCUUAGUUUCAUAUUCUGUGGUGGUUGGUCUAGCAACUCACAUACAUUAUCAUUCUCUAGUUCUUCAAUCUUAAUGGGGAACAAGAGGUCUGGCUUACUGUUCCCAAAUUUGGCUUUCAUGUUCAUUCUCACUCUCUUUUCCAUUUUGAGUUUCAAUUCGUUGGUAGCAUCGGGGAGCAAUAUCGUGGAGGAGCAGAGCAAUGUAGAAACUUACAUUGUCCAUUUGAAGAAGCCCGAUGACCGAGUUUUCACUCAAUCAGAUGAUUUAGAAAGCUGGUAUCAAUCAUUUUUGCCGGUAAGCACCGCAAAUUAGAAUGAAGCACCGCGCAUAAUAUAUGCAUACCGCAAUGUGGUUACUGGUUUUGCUGCCAAAUUGUCUGCUGCGGAUGUGAAAGCCAUGGAAAAGAAGGAUGGCUUUGUGACUGCCAGGCCUCAGAAAGUAUUGUCUUUACAUACAACUCACAGUCUUAAAUUCUUGGGAUUGCAACAAUAUCUAGGCUUUUGGAGUGGCCCAAAUUAUGGUAAAGGUGUGAUUAUUAGAGUUAUAGACUCUGGAGUUUUGCCGAACCACCCUUCGUUUGGCGACGAAGGAAUGCCACCUCCACCUGCUAAAUGGAAGGGGAAAUGUGAACUCAAUAGCACUUAUGCUUGUAAUAACAAGCUCAUCGGUGUAAGGAGUUUUAUCAGUGAUUCAGAUGAGAUACAGGUGGACGAAGAUGGCCAUGGCACUCACACAGCAAGCACUGCCGCCGAAAACUUUGUGAAAAGGGCCAAUGUGUUUGGCAAUGUCAAUGGCACCGCAGUUGGCGUAGCACCGCUUGCUCACUUGGCCAUUUACAAAGUAUGUUCGUUUGACUGUUCUGAUAGUGACAUAUUGGCUGGAAUGGACGCUGCUAUUGAGGAUGGUGUUGAUGUGCUUUCCAUCUCCCUUGGUGGAUUUUCCAAUCCUUUCUCCGGAGACAGUGUAAUUGUUGGAGCAUUUACUGCAAUGCAAAAAGGCAUUUUUGUGAGCUGCUCAGCUGGUAACUCUAGUCCGUUCAAUUUCUCAUUAUCGAAUGAGGCCCCAUGGCUUCUCACCGUUGGUGCAAGCACUAUUGAUCGAAGCAUAAGGGCCACUGCAUUGCUAGGAAACGCUGAAGAAUUCGAUGGCGAGUCAGUCUUCCAGCUUAAAGAUUUCCCUUUGACGUUGUUGCCUCUUGUUUACCCGCAGUCAAACGGAACCGAAGAUUAUGCUCCAUUUUGUGCCACGGGAUCAUUGAACAACACAGACGUCAAAGGGAAGGUAGUGUUGUGGGAUGCUGGUGGUCCGGUAACAAGAGUAGGCAAAGGACAAACAAUAAAGGAUGCUGGUGGAGCUGCCAUGAUUUUGAUGAACCAAUACUAUAGGGCCUACACUACCUUCGCUGAUGUUCAUGUCCUUCCUGCAACAGAUGUGAGUUAUGCUGAUGGAUUAAAGAUCAAGGCCUAUAUAAAUUCAACAUCAAGGCCGAUGGCUACAAUCUUGUUCAGAGGAACCAUAACUGGGGAUAAUCAUGCUCCUAUGGUUUCCGCAUUCUCUUCCAGGGGCCUUAAUUACGCAAGCCCAAGAAUUCUGAAACCUGACAUUAUUGGUCCCGGUGUGAACAUUCUUGCUGCUGGCAUCGCAGCUUUGUUCAAAGCUGCACACCCCAGUUGGUCUCCGGCUGCCAUCAAGUCCGCUAUCAUGACUACUGCUGAUCAACUAAACCUCGACAACAAGCCCACCAUCGAUGAAAGGCUACUCCCAGCUGAGUCGAUGUUAGUGUUAAGCCUACUAGGUUGGACUUCUCAGAUGUGA